UAUUGUGAGGGUGGAACUAACCCAAAACAACCAGUAACCUACAUACUAGUUAUGCACCAUAGCCUAUAUGCCACAUAAAGAGAAAGGGGCCGACAGACUAUCCAUCAUCCGCUGAAAAGGAGGAGGAGGAAACAGAAGAAAGACAAUUCAAUUAAGGAAGAGUAAAGGGUUGAAAAGAAAGAAAAGAGACAAAACAUAGUAUACGAACAUAGGAAGACCAAAUCUACUAUUGGACAAAUAAAAGAUGGCUUGUUUGUUGGGGAAUGCGCUGCUUGCCCACAUUUACCUGCUCUUCUUGUUGUUGGACGCCGGGUCUCAUGUGCAACCCGUCCAUGGAGCUUUGAGAGCAGAGGGACUGAUUGAAGGCACCACAGAAGUAAUCAGUCACUCACAGGGACUGGUGGCACGGCUGGAGGGCCUUCUGGUGCUAGGGAAUAACAGUGACAUUUCCCUACGUGUGGAAACAGUGGAUGCGGAUGAGGUCAAGGUUAUUCAAGCCCACACGCUAGUGCUUUCACUGCAGAGCCUAGUGUUUGAGGAAAUGCUGAGGAACCGCAAUAGUAGCACGCUAGUGCUGCGAGAAACAGCAGAAUGCACUGCCGUGUUCGAGAAAUUCAUCAGAUAUCUGUAUUGUGGUGAACUCACAUUGCAGUUAGACCAGGCCACUCCACUGCACAGACUGGCUACCAAGUACGGCAUCUCCAGCCUCCAGCAAGGACUAACCCAGUACAUGAGCCAGAACCUGGCCAGCGAUUCUCUGGGCGGUCACGUGGUAGGCUGGUACCAGUACGCUGUGUCGGUGGGUGACACGACACUGAGAGACAGCUGCCUUCAGUUUUUAUCGUGGAAUCUGUCAUCGGUGCUUCAGAGUGCAGAAUGGCCGUCGGUCAGUGUCGAAUUGUUAAUGACCCUCCUGCAGCGCUCCGAUUUAGUGUUGAAGAACGAGCUGGAAUUGUUUGAGGCGCUUGAAAUCUGGCUCACCCAAAACGACCCAGAUACCCUGACAGCAGAGAAUGCCCUCCGACUGGUGCGCUACGCCAUGAUCCCUCCACGUGAACUCUUUCGCUUGCACCGACAGUCGCCCAUCAUGACGCGCUACCACGAAUCAGUGCGUGAUCUUCUCUACAUGUCGUACCAGUUCCAUUCAGCUUCACCCCUUCAGCUGGCUAAGUUCUUCGACGUGAACUGCAGCCUCUUCGUGCCCCGCAACUAUCUCUCACCCAUGUGGGGAUCUCAGUGGAUCAUAAACAACCCAGCACGGGACGACCGCAGUACUAGUUUCCAAACCCAGUUGGGUCCGAGCGGUUUUGACUCCAGUAAGCGGGUGACAUGGAACGCCCUGUUCUCGCCCCGCUGGCUCCCUCUCAGCAUGCGGCCCAUGUACACCGAGCAGGGCGCCAUGCAGCCUCCAAGGCCCGAUGGAGGAAGUGGCAUCGCCCGGCCUCGUAUCAUCAUCACACCUGCUACUUCCAGUGCAGAUUUUGCAGGUGUCAGCUUCCAGAAAACUGUGCUCAUCUUGACAAAGCAAAAGAACAAGCUUGUGGUGCGGCAUAUCUUCAGUUUCCACCAAAGCACAGAGGAGGUGGGUGACUUCCUGGCUGGCGUGGACCUGCAAUAUCGCACAUCCGAGUACCUGGUGGAUGGAUCGCUGUACUUGCACAUCAUUGUAAAGCCUGUUUACCAGACUCUUAUAGCAACCAAGAAAUAAUGUAAGAAGCACAUUGAAGUAGGAUAUGUUUUAGAUUUAGAUUUUUUUUUGAUGCAUGGAAAUGUAUGAAAAUGUUUAGGUCUGAUGUGAUUAACACUAAUAAAGUGCAUCUACACUGUCCUUAUAAUUUACUUUUAAGUUUUACUCUGGAAAAUGUGUCAAAAAAUGAAAUACGCUAAUCCACAUGUACAAAAUUUAAGGGAUAGCUCACACAAAAGUAAAAUUUUGUCAUCAUUUACUCACCCUUGUGUCAUUACAAACCUGUAUGACUUUCUUUCUUCAAUGUAACACAAAAGGAAAUGUUUUGAGGAAUGUUAACGCUGUUCUAAUUAUAUAUAUAUAGUGAAAGUGAAUGGAGAACCGGACCAGUCAAGCUCUAAAAAGCACAAAAACACUAUAAAUCCAUCUUAAAAGUAUUCAUAUGAGGCACUACAUUUAAUUGUGUACCAUUUACUGGCAUUGUAUGGAGAAGAACACCUUUGAAAAUCUGCUAUGAAUAUCUCCUUUUGUGUUCCAUAAAGGAAAGGAAAUAAAAGUUAUGUAAAUUAUAACACAAUUUUAAUUUUUGAACUAUAGGCUGUGACAUACACUUAAUGUCCAAGAUAUUCUCAUAUCAUAGGCAUUAUUCAACGUGAUUAGGCAGAAGCCCUUACCUUUUUUAGGAAAACCAAUUUAUGUGUAAUCACCACAACAUCCUUUGUCCACACUGAACUCAAUGGACAAAGAAAGAGAAGGUGCGCAGAAUCUAAACCAGAGUGUUAAAUUUAACAUGAUGUAUAUUGAAAAAAAAUAAAUACAGUUUUGCCACAUUAUUCUUAACAAUUAAAGUAUUUCAAGGUGCUAUUGUAAAUCUAAUGAGAAAUAUCACAUCUCUUUCAUACCUAUAAUGUCUUGUAAAUAUCACACAGUUGUGCUGGUUAUCUAGGCCAAUGUUAUAAUUCAUCGUUGUUUUUUUUAUAUUAUCCUAUUGUUGUGCCCUGGCUAAAUCUUUUAUGAAAUUUCCUUGCAUGUUGGGAUCAUGUAUGUUUAAUAUUCACUCCCCUGUGCAGACCACACAAUAAAAAACAUGAUGCUUACACAAAGUUUUAAUCAGUUAUUGAGUAUGAGGGUAAGAGAAACAAGACACAUGGUCAUAAUGGUCUUCAUUUCUUUAACAUAACUGCUAAAAAGUCACAUUUUAUUGA
This is a messenger RNA of Labeo rohita (rohu), 2892 nucleotides long. It is a transcript of the gene btbd17a, whose product is annotated as BTB (POZ) domain containing 17a. The coding region runs from base 245 to 1708 and encodes 487 amino acids. NCBI's taxonomy places the organism in Eukaryota, Metazoa, Chordata, Actinopteri, Cypriniformes, Cyprinidae. Gene Ontology annotation, molecular function: protein binding. The record is from RefSeq and is a predicted model, not a curated record. The transcript is spliced from 3 exons.